Messenger RNA from Ziziphus jujuba (common jujube), 1491 nucleotides. RefSeq lists its product as uncharacterized. Lineage: Eukaryota; Viridiplantae; Streptophyta; Magnoliopsida; Rosales; Rhamnaceae. The transcript has a single exon. Bases 369 to 1163 code for a protein of 264 amino acids. The record is from RefSeq and is a predicted model, not a curated record.
CACCAAAAACAACCUUCAUAGCCAGGAAUUCUGACUUGAGGGAGAUUCAAUUCAAACUACACGCAAACGCAAAUACAAAUUCUUUUACCACUACAAGACGGCCUUCACUCUCAAGUCGGAAUCUUGGCCGUCCAAAAUCCAGAAAAACCAUAACUCCAAGUUUUCUUUUUUUCGUUUUCCUAAGCCUUUAUUUAUAUUCAAUCAAUCUUUUUUGGUUUUUCCUCACGAACAAGAAUCAUCAAUUAUCUUUUAUCAAAAAAAAAAAAAAAAAAAAGGGAAUCGUCAAUUAUCAGGGAAAAAAAAAAUCAAGAAACAAGUUACAGUUUCGCUGUUUUGCGUUCUCGUCCGCCAUCUGAGGAGAUCAACGGAUGGCUUCGGUGGGAAUUCGUUGCGGUGGUGGGAAUUAUAACCUCCUCGGCGAUUGCCGGUUCGGCAAUGCUCGGAUUCCUCACAAUCGCAAUGCUCCACCAUGUUUGAUGAUUGGCAACCAAACCGAUUCUUCCAGGGGAAAAGGAAUGUCGAAGAUCUCGGCGGUCGCGACGCCGGCGAUGAGUUUGGAAUCGGUUGAAGGACGGAGAGCUCGGCAGAGCAAUAAAGAACAACCGCCGGUUGCUUACGAGAAGGUGGAUAGGUGGAUGAGGGAGUCGGUGGAGGAGAUUGUGAAGAAUCUGAGGAAAGCGCCAUUGUUAGUUCAUUUGUACGGUAGGAACGACGAGAUUGGUGGUGUGGAGACGAAGAAGGCGGUGGAUAAUGAAGAUUGGGCCGUAGCGAAGGACAAAUGGAAUUCCGGUGAAGCUCCAUUGCCAGAAAGCGUAAUAUUCGUGGAAGAAUUAUCGGAAAAGCAAGAAGAAGAAGAAGAAGACAAUGGUCAAGACGACGUUGUUGAUGGGAUUACGAAGGCAUGGGGAAUUGUGGUUCAGGGGAGAGGAUUAGAAUGUGGGCCGGCCUGUUACUUGUUGAAGACAACCAGCGUUGGGGUCCGAUCAGCAGGGUCCAGACCAGGACUGGGUUGUGUUGGUUGUACCCAUUUUUGUUUGGUUAAGGUUAACAGUUUCUGGGAAACGGCUGAAUCGCAGCUUAGUAAUUGUUGGGCUCGGACCUAUGCCCAGGAGCAAUCGGCGGGCCCAACUUGGACCGGUUUGUUGUUUGUUGAAGACCAAUAGCGGUUCGUGUUGGUUUUGGAAAGGCCCAGAUCCGGGAAGCACUAAUUUUUCAUUUCUAUAGUUUUAGUUUUAUAGAUUUAUUAAUGACAGAGAAACCAAAAAAAAAAAAAAAAAAAAAUCCCAAAAGAUUUUAUGGCUAAAUGGUAGUGUAUAGUGCUGAUUCAACACACAGACACUGAAAGUUGUGGAUAUUGAGAUUCUUUUUCUAGUGAUGUCAAGUUGUGGAUAGUGUUGGGUCGUUUCAUAAUAAGCGGAUAAUUAUUAUUCCCUUUUUUUUUUUUUUUAUAUGUUACUUUUUAAAAUGUGGAAAUUGAAUGCUUCUUCUACA